UAAUAUUGUUAAUUUAAUAUUGUUUCCGUGCAUCGCACGGGGUAUACACUAGUAUUUAUUAAAUUAAAACUACUUUAUACUAAUACCAGUGUUUGGUUUUGCCCUAAUUAUCCCACAUUCACAACCUUGAACGUAUUGCGAUGGCACCGCCGUGGUGGGCCGGAAGAAAGCCUUCGGAAGACGAGCAAGUGCGUCAAAUUGCUUCAAUUCGCCGUCUAAGAGAUUUGGUCGAUAAUGGCUUUUGCUUUGGAAUAUCCGAAAACAGCUUUCAUCUGAUCUUGAAAGCCAUAAUGCUGAAACCCCGUAAUCAACUGUUAUGGGAAACAAGGCGUUGGUUGCUUCAGGCGUAUGGGCGUAGUAGGAAGCUCGAACUGGAAUAUUUUAGGACCUUGGAUGGUGAGGCUGGUGAUAUUCUCAAAAAAUCAUAUGAAAUAUGGUUCCAUAGAUUUUGGCUUGCUAAGGCAAUUGGGCCUGAAGCUACAAAGCAGGAGGUUGAUUCUAUAAAGAAUUUUUUGGUAACCAACCCUGAUGAUUCUCGUCUGUGGUACAUCUUCAUUGAUAUUGUCCAACAGUUUAGACUUCCCGAUUUGGGUGGCGAAUUUAAAUUUGUAGACAACUUCCUAACUAAUCAUCCGAUGGCUUGUGGUGCAUGGGCUUACAGAAAAUUGCUUGGUCAGAGUCCGUUUACGAAUAAGCUUGAAGCUCUGAAGUUCACAGAUGGCAUUUUACUUGGUAAUGUGAAUAAUCUGGAUGCAUGGACCCACAGAAAUGAUAUUUGUGAUAUGCUUGAUCUUAAUGAAAAGAACAAGGAGCUUGAGGACAUGAAGUAUGUUUAUGCUCACGAGGAUUACAGGACGUGUAAAUAUUUUUGGUACUCCAGACACUUCAUUGCUGCGUCCUUCCCCAAGGAGCUCAGCACCAAUCUUGCUAAUUUGGAGCUUCAGUUUUCUCGUGAAGUUUUGCUGCUCGACAUAAAAAACUGCUACGCCUGGUUCCAUAGGCGAUGGGUUUUUAAAAUACUCGGGACUAUCGAUAAAGAAGAUGAAUUGAAGUGGACAAGACACAUUAUUGAGAAGGAUGUAAAUAACAGAUUCGCCUGGUUUCAUAGAAAGUGGCUAGUUAAAGAAUUUGGAGGAUCAGAUGAUGAGCUUGAGUUUUGUAACGAGAUCCUUCAAAAAGACGUUUGUUGUGCCUUGGCUUGGAAUCAGAGAGCCUUUCUUGUUUUGGAGUACGCUGAAAAUCUUUCUGACGAGAUGCGGGAGGCAGAGGUAAAAUAUGCCACAAGAGCCAUUUCUCGGGACCCCAAGAAUGAGUUCGCUUGGAAGUAUCUAGUGCUGUUGUGCACACCAUGCGUCUGUUAUGACUCCAUGAUAGAUGAAGUUUUUUUCUCUCUUUUAUCGCCAAUCAUGAAUGUGAUUAAUGGGGGCGUCAAGGAUAAAAGCAGUCUUUUUGUCAAUGUUCUUGGCACACUUCUAGAACUUUCAUGCUGCGGUUAUCGACCAAGCCAAUGCAUCGGUGACAUGAUAACUAAACUAUGCUUGAAAGCUUCGGGAAUGAUGAUGUCAUCAGGUUUAAAGGUCCCUGUUAGUGACUUUAUCAACAUCAUUAGUACUAUACUGGUAUAUGACGAUCCCACAAAAGCUCAUUUUUGGGAAUGUCUGAAGUCGGAAAUAAUAACCAAUUAUGCAAGCAUAUGCUCUAGUGGAAGUGUAGAACAACUUGGGCAAAAUGGGGUUGAAAACCAAUCAUGAUUUGGUGCUUGUUAUGUAUUAAAUGAAAUUGGGAUUUGUGUUGUUAGGAACAAUGGUUUUAUUGUAUUUGAUCAUAUUUUUGUCGACGGCCUGCAUGUUUGGAGAUUACUUUGUGUUGGUCAAAUAUGCAAUGCACUGCGCUUGUAAUGGAAUUCGAGUGUUGUAUUCACAUUUUGGUUGCUAGUAUCCGUGCUUGGAGUACUAAUCAAGUUCCUAUAAUUCAGCGUGUUUUGAUGAUAAUAUUGUAAAGCAGUGCAGAUGGCAAGGGGAUGACCUUUCUUUAGUGUUAUCAACAUGUAUAAAGAACAGAACAUUGGGCAAUUUACAUAACCGAUC
Molecule: messenger RNA, 2087 nt
Organism: Striga asiatica
Lineage: Eukaryota; Viridiplantae; Streptophyta; Magnoliopsida; Lamiales; Orobanchaceae
Source: the annotation of a GenBank genome assembly